AUGAUGUCAUGUGUCCUACUUAUUCAGUACGACAAACCACCUAAUAUCAGUCAGUACGACAAACCACCUAAUAUCAGUCAGUACGACAAACCACCUAAUAUCAGUCAGUACGACAAACCACCUAAUAUCAGUCAGUACGACAAACCACCUAAUAUCAGCCAGUACGACAAACCACCUAAUAUCAGUCAGUACGACAAACCACCUAAUAUCAGUCAGUACGACAAACCACCUAAUAUCAGUCAGUACGACAAACCACCUAAUAUCAGUCAGUACGACAAACCACCUAAUAUCAGUCAUCAGUACGACAAACCACCUAAUAUCAGUCAGUACGACAAACCACCUAAUAUCAGUCAGUACGACAAACCACCUAAUAUCAGUCAGUACGACAAACCACCUAAUAUCAGUCAGUACGACAAACCACCUAAUAUCAGUCAGUACGACAAACCACCUAAUAUCAGUCAGUACGACAAACCACCUAAUAUCAGUCAGUACGACAAACCACCUAAUAUCAGUCAGUACGACAAACCACCUAAUAUCAGUCAGUACGACAAACCACCUAAUAUCAGUCAGUACGACAAACCACCUAAUAUCAGUCAGUACGACAAACCACCUAAUAUCAGUCAGUACGACAAACCAACUAAUAUCAGUCAGUACGACAAACCACCUAAUAUCAGUCAGUACGACAAACCACCUAAUAUCAGUCAGUACGACAAACCACCUAAUAUCAGUCAGUACGACAAACCAACUAAUAUCAGUCAGUACGACAAACCACCUAAUAUCAGUCAGUACGACAAACCACCUAAUAUCAGUCAGUACGACAAACCCCCUAAUAUUAGUCAGUACGACAAACCACCUAAUAUCAGUCAGUACGACAAACCACCUAAUAUCAGUCAGUACGACAAACCAACUAAUAUCAGUCAGUACGACAAACCACCUAAUAUCAGUCAGUACGACAAACCACCUAAUAUCAGUCAGUACGACAAACCACCUAAUAUCAGUCAGUACGACAAACCAACUAAUAUCAGUCAGUACGACAAACCUAAUACCAGUCAGUACGACAAACCAACUAAUAUCAGUCAGUACGACAAACCCCCUAAUAUUAGUCAGUACGACAAACCACCUAAUAUCAGUCAGUACGACAAACCACCUAAUAUCAGUCAGUACGACAAACCAACUAAUAUCAGUCAGUACGACAAACCACCUAAUAUCAGUCAGUACGACAAACCACCUAAUAUCAGUCAGUACGACAAACCACCUAAUAUCAGUCAGUACGACAAACCACCUAAUUUCAGUCAGUACGACAAACCAACUAAUAUCAGUCAGUACGACAAACCUAAUACCAGUCAGUACGACAAACCAACUAAUAUCAGUCAGUACGACAAACCACCUAUUAUUAGUCAGUACGACAAACCACCUAAUAUCAGUCAGUACGACAAACCACCUAAUAUCAGUCAGUACGACAAACCACCUAAUAUCAGUCAGUACAACAAACCAGGACAGAUAUAA
This is a messenger RNA of Oncorhynchus keta (chum salmon), 1506 nucleotides long. RefSeq lists its product as uncharacterized. Bases 1 to 1506 code for a protein of 501 amino acids. Lineage: Eukaryota; Metazoa; Chordata; Actinopteri; Salmoniformes; Salmonidae. The transcript is spliced from 3 exons. The record is from RefSeq and is a predicted model, not a curated record.